AAGAAAUAUGGCGGGCAGUUAACUUCUUUGGCUUUUUACCGUUUGAAUGCUUAUAAGCCUUUUGUCCUGUACAUGGAAUUUAAAUAAUCUAUUUGUAGCCAGGUAAGCAGAAUGUCGAUGAAAACAACAAAUCAGGGUGGAGAUGGCAGCUUGGCUGCUCCACAAGAUAUAUUACCACUGUUCUUUACCAGCAAAACGCAACAAAUAUUUGGAUGCAUAGCUGAUGAAGACGUGAAUGCAGAAAAUCCGUACAAACUUAUUCAGAAAGAAACUAUUUUACAAGAUUUUAAGGACAGAGCAGCAGUCUCGGAUUUACCGGCUAAAAAAAUUGUUUUGGAUUAUUCUGGUGAGGAAUUGUUAGUUGUGUAUGAUGCGGAUUUCAAAUAUGGGCAAAAUUUUUAUCUUUGCACCACAGAAGAAUGUAAAGAAAGCAUUUUACAUCCUGAGUCGGCAGACGUUGGUGAACAGGCAGAUACAGAGCAAACAGAAGGUACAACAACAGAAGAAGAAAUUGUUGUAUGGAAAGGACCUGUUUCACCCAGACCUUGGGAAUCAUUAGGGAGCGAGGUAGAUGUCGACGAUGAAAAAACUGUUGAGAACCGAGCCAAGAUAAAGAUCUGUAUUUCACGAAAACGAUGUGAAUUCGGUGCUCCUGUAAAAUUUGCUGAUCAAAGCGAGAAAACAGUGAAAGAUUCCACAGUAGAAUGCCUUCCGUUCGAAGAUGAAACUUAUAGUUUGAAGAAAUUAGAGCUUCAUAUUGGUAUUCAGGUAGUCCAAGCCAGAGAGGAGAGAGGAUCACAGACGGAAUGGAAGAAGCCCAGGAAUGCUUGCGUGCAAUACGAACCCAGAUUUUUACCAGAAGAAAAGAAAGUUGAGGCGGAAGAAGCUCCUAGUUUGCUGGAAUUUUUACAAAAAGUUACUCCAAGAUUUGAGCUGGCUUUACAGCAGAAUGAAAUCAUGGAUGUAUUUUACGACGAUUAUCUGUCUUUGGCGGAUGAAGAUAGCACGUUCGGUUCGAAAUCUGACAACUACCUCAAGGAGUAUCAGUCAUUUACUGAUUUGUUGUACAGUAAAGAGAAAGUGGUAACAAAUACUGAAUGGCAUCCGACUGCUAAAGGUAUUAUCGCAGUGUCCUGUGCUGAGCAGAUGUCGUUUGAUGAAAGAGUGGACAAUGCUUCAAGAAUUAUCAUGACACCGUCACUGAUAUUAAUAUGGAGUUUCUCUGAUCCAAUACAUCCACAGCUCUUGUUGGAAGCUCCUGAUGAUAUCUUCAGUUUUAAAUUCAACCCAUCUGAGCCAACCAUAAUCGCUGGAGGAUGUGUUAAUGGACAGGUCGUCUUAUGGGACAUCAGCAGUUGGAAUGAUCGCCUUCUCAGUCACCGGCAAGCUGCUAAAGCAAAGAAGAAUACGAUGACCUCGUUGCCUGGUUUUGAAGAUGAUUCGAACACAGAUCAUACUCCGAUUGUUCGUUACUGUGCAGUCUCCGCUAUUGAACACAGUCAUAAAAGUGCUGUUUCCGAUUUACAGUGGAUUCCAGAUCACAUGGAGAUUGGGAGGAUGGGUGUUGUUGUUGAAAAUAAAUCAAGCUAUUGUCAUCAGUUAAUAACAUGUGCCGCGGACGGAAGUAUAUUGUACUGGGAUACCAGACCGACAAAAUCAGCUCAUCAAAGCCAGAUGACAUCGGUAAAUAAACCUACCACCCAACCUGUAUCCAAUCCACUGAAACAACUUGAUCUCACAUGGAAACCUAUCCUAAAGGUAUCUGUGAGUCAUAUUACUGGCUCUGGGGAAUUUGGACCAACAAAAUUUAGUCUUGCGGAGAGACAUGGGGACAGAUCAUCAAUUAACCAACCAGACAACGAUAAGGACGCUGGACAUUUGAGCAGAACAAUUUCUAUGACAAGUAAAAAAGAUCAAGGAAAAAUAUUGGAGAACAUUGCAACCAUGUUGUUUGUCGGUACAGAGAGUGGUGAUGUUGUUUACAUGGAUUGGAAGUUGUCUAAAGACUCGGAUAGUGGGAAAUUUUCAGCUAGUAAACCUGAAUUGGUCCUGGCUGCUCACGAAGGACUUGUCUGCGUUCUACAACGCUCACCUUUCUUUAAAGACAUUCUGUUAUCGAUUGGUGGAUGGACGUUUGCGAUUUGGAAAGAAGGCGUCACGACAGGGCCUAUUUUGGAGUCGGCAUCAUUCCAAGUGAGAUUAACCGCGGGAACCUGGAGUCCAACUAGACCAGGAGUAUUUUUUGUAACGAGAGCUGAUGGAAAUGUUGACGUUUGGGAUUUACUUGAUAAAUCACAUGAACCAUCACUAACACAAAAUGUGACGUCAGCUGCCAUAACUAGUAUAAAUCCAUAUCAAGUCUCAAGUAAGCAACAGUUGCUGUCGAUUGGUGAUAAUGUGGGAACUCUUCACAUCAUGGAGGUGCCCUGGAAUUUACGACGACCUUCUGUCAAUGAGAAAAAUAUAAUCGAGAACUUUUUCGAACGUGAAGUAUCAAGAUUAAAAUUUGUUGAAGAGCGAAGAAAGAUCAGAGCAAUGGAGACUGUGAAAAAAGAUGUUGAGAAACCUAAAGAAAAAGUACAGGUGGAUGGGAAAAAACUUAUAGAAGAACAGGAAGCUGAAUGGGAGGCCAAAGCACGUCAGGAAUAUCAAAACUACUUGGAAAUGGAGAAACAUUUCCUGCAGGAACUUGGUCUCAGAGAAUCAGAUGAUCAAAAUUAAAUUUUAAAAAAAAAAUCAUGAUGGUUCUUAGAGCAUUAACAACAGGGUGUGGUGCAAAGCAUACUUUAUUGUAAAUAGUUUGAGGCAU
Molecule: messenger RNA, 2809 nt
Organism: Dendronephthya gigantea
Lineage: Eukaryota; Metazoa; Cnidaria; Anthozoa; Malacalcyonacea; Nephtheidae
Product: WD repeat-containing protein 63-like
Biological process (GO): inner dynein arm assembly; cilium movement involved in cell motility
Cellular component (GO): inner dynein arm
Molecular function (GO): dynein light chain binding; dynein heavy chain binding
Source: RefSeq, a predicted model, not a curated record